ACAAAUUUCCUAAUUUUCCCUCAAAUAUUUUUAUCCGUACAAUUAUCCCCUGUUUCUCCGGCAUCACACGCGACCUUCGUCUUUGAGUGCAGCUUUGGCUUUGGCUUGAGCCCUCAGACACUUUACGGACCCUUCGGAGAAAAAAGCUCAACAGAGUCAGAAAUGAAAAUUUGAAGCUGGUCGCCUCAUUGCUCCCUUCAUCCUCCCCACGCUCGACCUAUCUUCUCCCCAAAUUUCACUCAAUUCCUUCAAUCAGAGACUAUGUACUUGUCUGAUAAGCCUCGCCCAAUUGAUAUUUACAAGGAAGAAGGUAGUAGAGAUAUGAUGAUCGAGGUCGCCUCCAAUGGCGACCACCAUAUUCAACCACAUCAGCCACAGCCACAGCCACAACAGACUCAUCAGCAGCACCAAAUGAUGCUUGGUGAUAGCAGUGGUGAGGAUCAUGAAGUCAAGGCUCCUAAGAAGCGAGCGGAGACUUGGGUUCAAGACGAGACUCGAAGCUUAAUUGCCCUACGUAGGGAGAUGGAUGGAUUGUUUAAUACCUCGAAAUCCAACAAGCAUUUGUGGGAGCAGAUAUCCGCUAAGAUGAGGGAAAGGGGAUUUGAUCGCUCCCCGACUAUGUGUACCGAUAAGUGGAGGAACUUGCUUAAGGAGUUCAAGAAAGCAAAGCAUCAGGACAGGGGAAGUGGCUCUGCUAAGAUGUCGUGUUACAAGGAGAUUGAAGAAAUAUUGAAGGAAAGAAGCAAGAGUACACAGUACAAAAGCCCCACGCCACCCAAGAUUGAUUCAUAUAUGCAAUUCUCAGAUAAAGGAAUAGAGGAUAAUGGUCUAUCGUUUGGACCUGUUGAAGCAGGUGGCAGGCCUUCACUCAAUCUUGAAAGACAACUAGAUCACGAUGGACAUCCCCUUGCCAUCACAGCAGCCGAUGCAGUUGCUGCAACAGGCAUUCCACCUUGGAAUUGGAGAGAGGCACCUGGAAAUGGUGGGGAGAGUCAGGCAUUUGGCGGGAGAGUAAUAUCAGUGAAGUGGGGGGAUUACACCAGAAGAAUUGGUGUUGAUGGCACCGCAGAGGCAAUCAAGGAGGCAAUCAAGUCUGCAUUCGGGUUGAGAACAAAACGUGCAUUUUGGUUAGAGGAUGAGGACCAGGUUGUCAGAAGUCUGGACAGGGACAUGCCUUUAGGAAACUACACUCUUCACCUUGACGAAGGUGUGGCUGUUAAAAUCUGCCUCUAUGAUGAAUCUAACCACUUACCGGUACAUUCUGAAGACAAAGUCUUUUACAUUGAAGAAGAUUACCGAGAUUUUUUAGCUCGUCGAGGCUGGACAAGCCUACGGGAGUUUGAUGGGUAUAGAAACAUUGAUAAUAUAGAUGAUCUCCGUUCUGGUGCAUUAUACCGUAGAAACAUCGAUAAUAUGGAUGAUCUCCGUCCUGGUGCAAUAUACCGUGGUGUAAGCUGAGCAAGUGCACAAUUAUGGCAACAUAAAGAAGAGUUUUGGCUUUAGUCCCCUUGGUAAUGAGACUUGGUUUUAGUACUCCAUCUUUACUUGUAAUCCAUACUCUAAAUCCAACCAUGUAAACAAGUAAGCCUUUGUGCACAGACUCUGCUUAUGCAUUUUUGACAGGUUAUCCUCCCUCUGUAUAUAUCAAUAUGGAUUAUUGGCAAUAUUGUCUCACCUGUAUAGUGAGUAUUGGAUGUUUCAGAAGAUGCUUAUGACAUACAUAAAUGUAAAAAGUGAUGCCAUUGUCGCUAUUUCACAAGUGAA
Molecule: messenger RNA, 1764 nt
Organism: Cucumis melo (muskmelon)
Lineage: Eukaryota; Viridiplantae; Streptophyta; Magnoliopsida; Cucurbitales; Cucurbitaceae
Product: trihelix transcription factor GT-1-like
Exons: 5
Coding region: 262-1458 (398 amino acids)
Source: RefSeq, a predicted model, not a curated record